This is a messenger RNA of Trypanosoma conorhini, 357 nucleotides long. RefSeq lists its product as uncharacterized. The coding region runs from base 1 to 357 and encodes 118 amino acids. Lineage: Eukaryota; Euglenozoa; Kinetoplastea; Trypanosomatida; Trypanosomatidae. The transcript has a single exon. The record is from RefSeq and is a predicted model, not a curated record.
AUGCGGCUUCCGGAGCCGCAGCAGGCGCGCGGCCCCUCCCGCCGCCGCGCGUCUCGCCGGACGACGCCGCAACGACCCGCCUGCACUGCGAGCGCUGCGGGGGAUGGCAAUGAUGCCCCGCCGCGCGGCGGGGCACCAGGCCACGAGCGCCCCCUCUGCCGCGCCCUCGUCAUCGGGGACCGGGGCUCCUUUUCGCAACCCAUUCGGUGGGGACGGGCGUGCACGACGACGGCGCCCGGCGCGCGGGCCAUCCUACUAGCGAUGGGGGCGGGGGAAGACAAAGCAUCGCGCGGGGGCGGGUGUGAAAGUUGUGCUGCCCUCGGGCCCCGGCGAGCCCGCGGGGAAGCUCCAGAGUGA